AAUGGCUGUAAUCCGUUAAACCUCACUUGUUUCUUUCAACAAUCAACUUUCAGAACCUACUGCGCAUAACAAAACAUUAGGGUUUUAUUAACCGAAGCUUAUUUAGAAAGGUCUAAAGAAAGAAGUUAUUCAUUGUAUUAAUCUCGAACAAUAAGCCUCAUUAAGAACAGACUUAUCCAACCUCAGUACUAAAUUCUUUGCACAUUCACUCAUAUACUCCAUAAUUGGUAUCCAGCGUACCGACUUCUCAUGAUUUCAGUUAAUUCACCUAACUUAACGAAGACCAAAAUACACGCCCUCUGUAACCAACUACAAAACAUACAAAUAAAAGUGGUUUAUCUGUGAAUAAACUGCAGCGAGAAUGCACAAUAUAGUUAUUUCACAAACGAUUUGAUCUGUCUACGUUGCUCGCUGUACAACGAUAGUAAUUCAGCAAAUCAGUUUGUGAGUAAAAGUGUCAAAAUUACCGAAAAAAAAGCGGGCAGUAGAAGAGGUGCGAUACGGAAAGCAGCAUCUUCAUAAUCUUGGUUAUACAUUCCAUACAUGAUGAACUUAACUUCGUAAUCUUUUUGAUUUGUCGUAUUCUUCAGAGAUUGAAUGGCUAAACAGUAAUUUCCGGGCUUUGGUAUAGGAAUUGAAAACUCUUUAAUUGAUGAAUCGUUAAACAUCGGUCCAAAAAUCCCCUUGGAAUAAACGUAUUCAGACCCGUUAUGCACGACGAAAUCACCAAAUCCUGCUGAAACUCCAUUUCCGUACGUAACGUUGCUCGUGAUGUUGAGAUUCUUGUCAAAAUCAUAUACUAUGUAAGCAAAUGCAGCGUUUUUGUGACAUUUUGGAUACAAUUUGAUUGACGGCGAAUAAACAGUGUCAGUAAAUCUCUGACAAUCUGAACCCCAAGGCGCAUAAUCGACACCGGAGCAUAUAGUGAAAUUGUUUGAAAAUCCAUAACGUUUUGUAAGAGAGGUUGACAUUGUAAUCUUGAGUUCAAAGCCGAGGCCGCUCUUUUCUAUUUAACACAAGGCUUGAAAGCGUUAUCCAUUUUCUUUGACCAGAUCAGAAAACGUUGGUAUCCUUAAGGCAUUUUCAGUCCCACGGGUUGAGAAACGCGAAAACGGCUCGCCGACAUGGUUACAAUAGUAAGUUGGGUUAGGCGAUUUCAUUUUCAUAGUAUGGAAAACGUAAGCUAUAACUGGAUACUACAGUUUAAUUAGUUCACUAAUACAAACAUGAUAAUUGUCAUUUAUACAACAGCAUUUACAGACACAAGACUUGUUUGUUUGAUAGUGUCUUAAUCACCACCAGAUUCAAGCUUUCUUGUGUACUCUGUUCGCUUGGUUGCAAAAAACCAGAAAUCUAUCAUAAGUUACGACAAAAUACUUGCGACACUUUCCCUUAGCAAACGAAAAAUCAUUUAGAAAUUUUUUUUGUAACGUUACAUUUGAAGGAGGAAUCAAAAUUUCUAUCGCAGUUAUUUGCAUCCGACAUAUGAAUUAAUUGAAUCCUCUUUCUGCGAAGAUUUAUCCCUUAGGUUCAUUAUAUUUUUUUUACUUUUGGAAGGAAAAAGGGUCACUGUGGUCGUGAUGUAUAAUAAUUCAUUGGACUUCAUUAAGGGGAAACUCAAUCCAGUGCAGAAAACAUUUAAUUUCAUGGGAAACACUGUUCAAGAGAUCUCAGGCAAAUCAAGAAUUCAAAGGAUCUAUCCCUGAGCAAGAGACAGUAAAUGUAUAUGAAGGAGCUCACAUCGUACAAGCAAAAGUUCAUCUGAUAUUUUUCGAACUUGAGUUGUUUCAAUGCGCACAGAGUCCCUAUUUUUUGUUUUUGCGGCAUAUUUUGCUUCACUGGUUUCAGCAUAUAUUCCACCGGCAGCGUACACCUUCAACAUUCCAGCAGCGAACACCUCUUUGGAUAUUCUUGGACCACCUUACAACAGUCUUUUCCAAGAUUUGAAUUACCCUGUAAACGGUAUCUAUCUUACCAACUGGACUGCAUUAAUUACUCUGAUUAAUGCCCAGGACUACUAUGGUGCAGCUACGGUAUACUUUCAGAAUGAUCGCCCUUAUGAUAAUUACGAAGCGGUCUAUGAUCAUUCGUUAAGGGAUCUCGUUGCCAGCCAGAACGACCCUGAAACAUUCAAGCAAUACAAUAACUUACUGGAGGCAGUCAAGGCUCUUGGAGUUUAUUCCCUUCCAAGUGACGCUGUGCCUUUUAAUGUCACCGAGAUGGAGACUUCCUUCGUUAAGCGAGAAGAUGCUCAUUGCUGUUGGCACCAUCAUGCUAAAAUUGAUGAUUGUGAGCUAGUAUUGAAUUCCAUCCCGUCUCGCUCAUGGGUAGUCAAUCAUUCCAGUCAGCGCGUACAGGCGCUAUAUUCUUGCUACGUCACAAUUGCUGUUUAUCAGGCAGACUCGGCUGUCAUUCCUGACUCGAAUGAAAUUCGCUCAAAUGCUCGAAGAAUCAUGGAUCAUUGUGAUAACUUUGCUCAGAUUGGAAGCGAGAGAGACACUGUGAGUGGUUUCAUGCUUGAUUCAGGCAAUCACUUGAAGACAUGUGUUAGUAAUCGUAUUGGCGGCUGUUAACUAGUACAUUGACUUUUAGUGCUAUUGUGAUGAUUCUUUUUACUCGUUAAAUUCGUCAAUCAACAUUUUAUCUUUCUACUGUAAUGAUAAAUACAUUGAUCAUUAAAUUAAAAUUAACAACAGUCAAAACUUGGACUAUCACCAGACACCUAAGUCAGUACCGUAGGAGCCCCGACUAAUUAUAAUGGGUCUCCCAAGAAACGCAAUACAUUGGUUUAAAACUAUCUAUCGCAUCUAAAUGUGUUACUCUCUUUCUUCUUUUUUCACUUUGUACACCUUCGGAAUACAGAAUAGUUGGUUAUUCAACAUUAACCAAUUCAUCAUAAUAAGCGAAUUUAUUUAUCAAAUAGCUUGUAACGGUAAACUCUGGAAAACCAGGUGUUCACUGCUAACUAUUUUGUGCUAUCCACUUAUAUUUAACACAUUUAGUGUAGUAUACAUAUCUCGG
Messenger RNA from Schizosaccharomyces japonicus yFS275, 3021 nucleotides. RefSeq lists its product as hypothetical. NCBI's taxonomy places the organism in Eukaryota, Fungi, Ascomycota, Schizosaccharomycetes, Schizosaccharomycetales, Schizosaccharomycetaceae. The coding region runs from base 1791 to 2573 and encodes 260 amino acids. The record is from RefSeq and is a predicted model, not a curated record. The transcript has a single exon.